CUGGUCAAGCCGCCUUAUUCUUACAUUGCUUUAAUAACAAUGGCGAUUUUGCAAGCACCUGAGAAGAAGUUGUCUCUCAGUUCCAUAUGCGAGUUUAUCAUGAAUAAGUUCCCCUAUUAUCGGGAAAGGUUCCCCGCCUGGCAAAACAGCAUCAGACACAAUCUCAGCCUGAACGAUUGCUUCGUGAAAGUUCCGCGGGAAACCGGGAAUCCCGGAAAAGGUAAUUAUUGGUCUUUGGAUCCUGCAUCUGAGGAUAUGUUUGACAACGGAAGUUUUUUAAGGAGACGGAAAAGGUUUAAGCGC
Molecule: messenger RNA, 303 nt
Organism: Helobdella robusta
Lineage: Eukaryota; Metazoa; Annelida; Clitellata; Rhynchobdellida; Glossiphoniidae
Exons: 3
Biological process (GO): anatomical structure morphogenesis; cell differentiation; regulation of transcription by RNA polymerase II
Molecular function (GO): DNA-binding transcription factor activity, RNA polymerase II-specific; RNA polymerase II cis-regulatory region sequence-specific DNA binding
Source: RefSeq, a predicted model, not a curated record